AUGCCGGAGAACACCGUGGUAGUCAUUCGUUACGGGCCUUACAGCACAUUGGGCUUGUCAGCGGAGCACCGUACAUUCCGCCUGGAGGGUCUGCAAGCUGUGUUGGCCAAAGAUGGACACCAGGUCAUCCUAGAAAAGAUAGAAGACUGGAACUUGGUAGAACUCAUGGUGAAUGAGGAAGUCAUCUUCCGCUGCAACAUUAAGGACUUGGAGUUUGGAGGUGAUGGUAAGCUAGACCCACUGUGUGAAAAGGCCAGGACUGCCGUGCUGAAUGCCUACUGA
Carlito syrichta (Philippine tarsier) is the source of this 282-nucleotide messenger RNA. RefSeq names its product chromosome unknown C10orf53 homolog (gene CUNH10orf53). The record is from RefSeq and is a predicted model, not a curated record. The coding region runs from base 1 to 282 and encodes 93 amino acids. The transcript is spliced from 3 exons. Lineage: Eukaryota; Metazoa; Chordata; Mammalia; Primates; Tarsiidae.